Candida dubliniensis CD36 is the source of this 717-nucleotide messenger RNA. RefSeq names its product Pga15p (gene PGA15). The annotation marks the transcript as partial. Lineage: Eukaryota; Fungi; Ascomycota; Pichiomycetes; Serinales; Debaryomycetaceae. The transcript has a single exon. The record is from RefSeq and is a predicted model, not a curated record.
UUUACUUUAAUUCAGGUUUCUACUACCACUGCUACUGCCGCCAAUAGAGCUCACAACAAAGAUUACGUAUACUAUGAUUGUAAUACUUGGUGCACUAAGGCUUUAAAUCAAGAAAAUGGAUGUGGUUACUAUGAUGAAGAUAUUUCGGACCAAGAGUACUUUGGUUGUUUAUGUACUAAUUCACAAUAUUUUAGCAAUUUAAGAAGUUGUGAUUGUUAUACCAAGGCUGUUUAUUAUGCAUCCAGAACUAUUUGUUCAUUAGCAAGUGAUGAGUCUUAUAGUGGCUCAUGGUCGGAUAUUGAUAUUUCUGCUACUACUAAUUAUAGUCCAUCUACCGAAGAUAGUUCAUCGACUGGGGAUAGUACAUCCAAUGAGACCAGCUCAUUAAUUGAUAUUAUUCUGUCCACUAAGGACAGCUCAUCUUCUAAAGGUAUUACAACUACUAGCACGGGUUCUUCCACAGGUGAUAAUACUUCUACCAUAACUAGCUUGUCAACUCAAGGCGGUGGUGGAAACAACGGAAAUAAUGGGAAUGGUGGUAACAGUGGUAGUGGUGGUGCUGCUAAUCACAAUGAACAAACAUCAGUCCCUCCAAAUUCACAGUCAUCUACAACCAAUAACCAACCUACCAGCUCUCAAACAACUUCAGGAGCUGCUAAUUAUUUGUCAAGUAUCAGUGUUGGCACAUUUUUGAUUUUAGUUUUAAGUUUAAUUUGA